AUGCCAGAAGAAUCACAAGUAGGGCUUAAAAAAAGUCGUGAAGCUUGUUACAAAUCGCGCGAUAUUUUCUUGAAGUGCUUCAGUGAGAAUAGAGAGGACGAAAGGAAGUGCGUUAAGGAGAAGAAGAAUUUUGAUCGCGAUUGUCCUGCAUCUUGGGUGCGUUUCUUAUCAUCCGUUCCGGGACAGUGUGGUCCUAAAAUAGCAGACUCUGUGAAGGACACUGAUGACAGUCGCCUUCCGUUAUAUUUAAAACUCCUAUCUUUUUCGGAGCUAAAUGACGAAGUCAAUGCUGAUCGCGUGCAAGCUUUCAGAAACCUCAAUCGUAUUUAUGAUGUCAAAGUCAUUUCUGCUAUGUACGAUCAUCAGCUGUACAAUUCAGCUCGUAGUUUUGCGAAGACUAGGCUUGAAGACCCUGCUUUUCUGACUCCUGCAGCUUUCCUGCGUAUAUGCGGGUUGAUGAAAGAUUUUUUUUUGCACAGUAUUGAAACACCAGACGACCACGAAUUGAUAAGAUCACUUCGUGAACAGUUAGAUUACAUGCCCUCCUUUUGUACAGGUGCAGCUAAGCUUUAUCUUGAUUCGUGUGGAGUAGUGAAUACUCUUCCAACAGUACCGUCAAAUAUCAUUCAAAGGGCGAACGUGGUGGAGGCCCUUCUUGCAAAUUUCCUGCGGCAGAAGAAGUUCCAGUAUUUUGAAGAAUUAUUGAAGAACGAACCCGAUUUUUGUAUUGGUAACUCAGUAGUUCUGCUUAGUUCAUUACUGAAGGUCAUCGAAUCAAUGCCCUAUAUCUCAAAUUUGUUAUUGAAUCGUUUUUUGCUGGAAGGUUCAGUCCCUGAGAAGUCACUGCUUACCCUGCUUGAACUUAUUUUAAAUAAGUCGAGAUUGUGGGAUGCAAAAAUUGUAAGUAUUUCUCGGGAAGGCCGCUGUUCUCGCUGCAACAGUGUGAUGGUCAAAGAAGAAGGUGUCACUAAUGAGGACUUUGGUCAUAUCCGAGAUGACUUUAGGAGGUACAUUUUUAGAGUUUCUUCUGAUCGUUCAAGAGCUCUUCCAGUCGAGAUUAAAGCAUUGCUGACGUAUAUCAGGAAACUACCUCAGGAUAGCGGUCACCCAUUAGUUGUUGAUGGUUUAAAUACUACGGGUGGGGGAGAUUUUUACAAUGCAUUAUUCGAAAAAAUGCCUUGUGUGACAGUUAAAUUCAGUCCUAUUAUGUUGAUCACCCGCAAGGGACAGCCAAGACGUUUUAUUGAUGAAAUUAGGCGACGUGGAGUAGAGGUUUUUUUCUGCAGUAAAAGCAGUGACGAUGAUCUGUUCAUACUACUGUCUGCUUUGGAAAUUGGACUAAACUGCUUUAUUUUAUCAAACGAUCGUUUUCGUUACUAUGAUUCCGUGGUAUCUUCUUCAAGAAGGGAUUUGUUUAGGAAAUGGUUGCGGACUAGAUUGAUAACCCACGAUCUAACGGAUAUUCGUUUUGUUAUGCCUCCCGUUCACGCUUUAACUCCUCAACUGAAUGAAGGUGUCUACCACUUACCGUUUUUUGAGAAGUGUAUCAGUCAUACGAAGGAAGAUGAGUAUACUUGGCUCUGUGUUAGGAAGUCUAGUUGA
Messenger RNA from Enterobius vermicularis (human pinworm), 1602 nucleotides. Lineage: Eukaryota; Metazoa; Nematoda; Chromadorea; Rhabditida; Oxyuridae. The record is from the annotation of a GenBank genome assembly.